Molecule: messenger RNA, 1679 nt
Organism: Beta vulgaris subsp. vulgaris (sugar beet)
Lineage: Eukaryota; Viridiplantae; Streptophyta; Magnoliopsida; Caryophyllales; Amaranthaceae
Product: UDP-rhamnose/UDP-galactose transporter 2
Exons: 5
Coding region: 364-1401 (345 amino acids)
Cellular component (GO): Golgi apparatus
Molecular function (GO): UDP-galactose transmembrane transporter activity; antiporter activity
Source: RefSeq, a predicted model, not a curated record
GAGAAAAAGAUAAAAAUGGCAUUACAUUACAUAGGAAAGCUUUUUUUACAGUCAGAAAAUCAAUAAAAAAAACAGAGACACACUUUGCCCCCAUUUCUGUUCUCCAUUUCCAGAUCUUUAGCUUAUUUGCUAAAACAACUUAACUUGAGACAAAAGAGGUGGGUUUUGCGUGGGAUUACAAUUAAGUUUUGGUAUCUUUCUCUUUUUUUUUUUGUUUUUGUUUGAAAGGGGUUCUAUGUUUCUUUUUGGGUAUUAAACAAAACACUUGGGUUGAUCACUGUCCCUCCACUCAUACUUCCGUCGGCUUCCUUUUCUUGCCGACGUCUUAGAUCUGGUAUCACAUUCAGCAGAAAAUUUAAAAAGAUGGAAUCUGAGAAAAGAUCAUCGUCGGUGUCCGAUGUGGGAGCAUGGGCCAUGAACAUUAUCAGCUCCGUCGGUCUUAUAAUGGCCAACAAGCAACUUAUGUCCUCUAAUGGUUACGCCUUCAGCUUCGCCACAACGUUAACUGGGUUUCACUUCACUGUGACUGCGUUGGUUGGGCUGGUAUCAAAUGCAACUGGGUAUUCUGUGUCAAAACAUGUGCCUGCUUGGGAGCUUCUUUGGUUUUCACUUGUUGCAAAUAUGUCAAUCACUGGGAUGAACCUUAGUCUUAUGCUUAAUUCUGUGGGAUUUUACCAGAUAUCAAAGUUGAGCAUGAUCCCAGUGGUUUGCGUUCUGGAAUGGAUUAUUCACUACAAGCACUACUCAAAGGAAGUCAAGAUGUCUGUUAUAUUCGUGGUAAUUGGUGUGGGUAUUUGCACCGUAACUGAUGUCAAAGUCAAUGCCAAAGGUUUUAUAUGUGCCGUUGUGGCAGUGUUGUCAACAUCCUUGCAACAAAUUUCAAUAGGUUCUUUACAGAAGAAGUACUCUAUUGGAUCUUUUGAGUUGCUCAGUAAAACUGCACCAUUUCAAGCCCUUUCUCUUAUAGUGCUAGGUCCAUUUGUUGAUUAUUAUCUGAACGGAAUAUUUUUAAUGACAUACAAGAUGUCUACUGGUGCUCUUCUGUUCAUACUGCUUUCAUGCUCCUUGGCGGUGUUCUGCAAUAUUAGUCAGUACCUCUGCAUCGGACGCUUCUCUGCAGUUUCUUUCCAGGUACUUGGUCAUAUGAAGACAGUGUGUGUCUUGACAUUGGGUUGGCUGCUCUUUGAUUCAGAGAUGACUUUGAAGAACAUCAUGGGCAUGGCAAUAGCUGUCAUGGGUAUGGUUGUUUAUAGUUGGGCUGUGGAGCUCGAAAAACAGGCUGCUGCUAAGGCAGCCCAUCAUGGCAAAAACAGUCUGACAGAAGAGGAAAUUAAAUUAUUGAAGGGUGACUUAAAUGUAGCCCCUGUGAAGGAUGUUGAGCUUGGGCAACCAAAGGCGUAAAUAUAGCAACCAAAGACAGCAGGAAUUGACAAACGUUUUUCCUUCAAUUAGAUUGGAGAAGACUUGUGCAAUUUAUCAGCAUCCAGAAUCUAGAUUGGGGCACAACUUCUCGGCCACUUGUAGCAAUGGCAUGUAUUUCUAUCAGAAGUAGCCUGUAAUUCUUUUGUUUCUUACCAUAUUUAUUCAAUUGUUCUGAAAGAUGUGGCAUAAUUUAACUGUAACAUGUUUAUAGACAAAAUCAUUGUCAUUAGAGUGCCAAUUAUGGGCAUUUCUUUGUC